AAAGGCCAUUUAUUAUUUGUUAUUUAUUUUUCAUUUUUUAUUUUUUAUUGUUUAUUGUUUAUCGUUUAUCGUUUAUUAUUGAUCGUCUAUUUUUUAUUAUUUUUUAUUUAUUAUCAUCUAUUAUUUACCAUUUCUUACCUAGGUCUGUACCGACAUCCAUGGGUCAACACCAAAAAGAACAAAGUGGUCUGUUUUUACUUUUGCCAUGCUUUACCUCAUUCUCGGGCUCCUGUUGGUUCCUGGGUAUACAAAAUGCACGGCAUGUCAAAAAAAUCAUCGACAGGGAAAUCCAAAGAUCCAUGAUCUUCAAUCCCCGGUACAAAUCAUCCCAAGGGGGAGGUCAUAAGGUUCCACAUAAUUUACCUUGCUUUGUUUUUCGAUGAUUUCUACCCCGGAGAAAGGAAGAUCAUAUAAACACUUCCAUCAUCUCAUCGCAUUGCCAUCAGACUAUAAUAUGAUAUCGUUUUUCAUCAUCAUCUUUUAAUCUACACUGUUGUAUACAAUACACACUCCUUAGACCUUUUUAAUUGAUUGAGUGAUACAUACACCAAUCAGAGUCACUCCUUUUAAAACAUCACCAUGGGUUCAUCAACCACUCAAAACAUCAGUCAAAGACAAACCCAUACUUACCAAAAAUCUACUUCUUCCAUUCUGCCCAAGGUACACGUCCUGCGCAAAACAUAUCAAGCACCCUCCAGCCCACCCUUUGCUCACCAUGAAAAUGAAUAUACGGAAUCACGAACACUUUCUACGAGAGCUUCUCUCCCGAGUUUGCACACCACCAUGUUUAAGCAAGCAAAUGCCACUUCUGCUUUGUUGAGACCUUCAUCUGCACAUACAUCUAAAAGAGCAGUGUCUGGUAUGAAACGACUGUUACCCCUCAGACUGGCCACUCCACCACUUUCAGAGGAUUCGGAAGAUUCAGAUUCACACUCCGUAUCAACACCAUCCAAGAGGUCAACUUUUGGACAACUAGAGCGUUUGGGAGACUUAUCGGAUCUGGAAAAUAUAUCGCAACGGAGAUUACACGGUACAUCGCUUUUAGCCAUCCGACCAGAGAAAUAUCGAGACACUCCCAUUAUUUCAACAGAUGGUUCGCCGUUGAUCGGGAGUCCUCUUUAUCAAGAGAGUUGUACUAGGUGGGAUGAGAUCGAAUGUACUACAUCUAGUAUCAUCGAUGCGUAUGAAGGAUUGAGUGAUUCGAGUUCAAGCAAAGGAUGCGGUUGGGAUGAUUCAAAUCAUGACACACAUGAAACACAAAGUGCAACAUUAUCACCUAUUUCCCCAAGAAGACGUCAUCGAGCAGAUUCAGAGUUGUCUUUCAAAUGUUUGGGCGAAGAAAAUGAAGAUGCUGAAGAAGUUGAACAAUCUGAAUCCUCGUGGUUUGCUGGUUCCAAAACCAAAUGCCGGACCGCUCCUAGACUGUCGACUUUGGAUAUUGAAGAAUGGCUCGACGAUAGUGAAAGUAGCAUGUGUGAGAGUUCAGAUGAUGAAUCUGAUGACUUUUUCGCAUGCGCAACAGCUCUUGCACCAGCUAAAGCACAAGUUAUUCACGUGAAUCAUAAAAAAACUCAAAGUUUGUCCAUUACUAUUCCAGAAAGAACAACACCAGUCGGAAUCUUAAAACAUUCCGAUUCAUCUGCUCUUCAAAGAUUAACCUCUCGCUCUCCGAUCGAGACAUGCCCAAUGGAUGAUCUAGCCAUGUCCAGUCCUCCAACUUCACCCGACGAGCCAGAAUCCAACAAAUUUUCUAACUUUAGUCAACGAAAAAUCUCUCGUUCACCAGCAGAUCUUUCUCCAACACCUGCCUCUCCAGAUACGAUACUUGAUAUCGUAGCCGCAAUCGAAGAAUGCACUUCGAACUUUCCUACAAAAAUGUUAUUAGCAGAUACUCCAUGUAUAUCAUCCAUUCGUUCACACCUUAAAGCUACAUCAACUGCGUCUUUCAAAUCAUUUCAGCGAUCAAAACAACCACCACCAGCACCAUCAACCACAACACUUAUCCCUCCCCAUCAAAAAGGUCUCAACCGUCGCAAUCGUCCUCAAACAAUCUGUCUCUCGCCAACCGAGACCAAAUCCUUCAACUUUUCCAUUCCCACCACCCCACCCGUCACUCCACCCUUCAGUCCCGAUUUCUCCUUCUCCUCCCUCGCACCCGCAAAUACACCCAGCACCACCAGCGCAGGCCCCUCCCCCAUCCUCCCCACCUUUGCCUACCAACUCGCAGCCGCCAAUCUCCAACCUCUUCACGCUAUCUUCCCCGUCUCUUCCGAUUUCCUCCGCUCCGCUCUCUACGCCCAUAUCCUCGCUUAUAUCUUCCUACAAUCGCUUCCCUCCUCUUCUACUCCUCCAUCCAGUACUCCUCUCGCCCGUACCACCACUAUCAAACAUUCUCACUCCGCUUCCCACAGUCUCCGCAAAUCCUCUUUCCACAAUACUACCUUCUCAUCUUACACAUACAAUAACACUUCUCUCGUUGGUAUCCCCGCCAAAGCAGCUUCCACCCUCGGUCUCUCCGCCUCAACAUCCAUUCGUCGCAAUGGAAAUCUGGGAGGAGGAGCCGCGCAAAACAAGAAGAUCGAAUACAAUCUCAAGAAUUGCAUAGGCAAAUUGUUGAAGGGUAUGCAGGGAAGUGUGGAUGUGGAUGGAAAUGCAAAGGAAGUGGAAGGAUGGGUUUUGAGAAGUUUGGUCGAGGUUGUGAGAGGAUGUGAGGGGAUUUAGUGGCAUGGGUUUUUCAUUCUUUGAUGAUACAUUUCUCUUUCUUUUGUAUAGUUUACUCUUGUUUGUUUUUGUUUUUUA
Messenger RNA from Botrytis sinoallii, 2799 nucleotides. RefSeq lists its product as uncharacterized. NCBI's taxonomy places the organism in Eukaryota, Fungi, Ascomycota, Leotiomycetes, Helotiales, Sclerotiniaceae. Bases 580 to 2721 code for a protein of 713 amino acids. The record is from RefSeq and is a predicted model, not a curated record. The transcript has 2 exons.